AUGCGUCUUUUGCUCGUCUCGCUGCCGUUUCUGCUGGGCUUCUGCCUUCUACAGGUCUAUCCGAAUGUGGUUAAGAUCGCCCAUCUGCAGCCCAAUGACCCCAACAUCAUGCACGAACCUCAUGUGCUCAAGAUGUGUGCGGCUGAUCUCAAAGAACGAGCUAUCUUACCCAAGGACAUCAACUUUCAGUAGGCUUUAGAUUAUUUAUCUUCCUUUCAAAGCCUUACAACUUACACUGUUUUUUAUACUCUAGAAUCUACACCAUGGAAUCUUGUAAUCGAUUCUCCGGAGUGGAGCAUGCCGCGUAUCUUCAUUAUUUGAAGAAUGCCAGUGUUUACUUUGGUCCUGGUUGUAACAAUGGUGAGUUCAUUUACAUAGAUUGAUCGAGCGGGUUGCAGAGAUGUUGGUUAUUGCCCGUUUGGCGUCAAGGUGGAACGUGCCGAUUGUCGCUCACUUGUCUGGUGAUGACGCGCUUUCCGAUCGAUCAGUCUUCGAUACUCUCGGAUCCGUGGCCUUAACGUCGGCUACAGAAAUGGCUCGCGCAACUUUAACUUACCUUCAAUUGUAUGGGUGGAAACAAGUGGGUCUGGUCAAGGCUAGUGUGAACUUUGACCGCCUGAGUUUGCAUUCCUUGAAGAACCUGUUGAAAGACCAUGACAUCGAUGUGAAUAUUGAAAUCGAGCUGGAUCCUUUUAUGACUCCGGAUGAGAUAAUCGCUACGGGAAAACUGAAGCAGCUGAGAAAUAAGGCUAGGAGUAAGGAUGACGUCAUCCCAAGAAUAUUUCCAAACGAUUUUUAUAAAUAUUAUCCGAUUACGUAGAGGAAUUGCUCUUGUUGCGUCAUUUUACCGUGCCUUUUUUAGUCAUCAUCGUGGAAAUGGGGAUGGAUCUGCAUACAAGUCGCGCUUUCAUGGUUGCUGCUCAUCGAUCUGGAAUGAAGACAAACGAUUUUGUUUAUAUCAUACCUUGGCUUGCUCAUGUAAGUCUGAACGAAUUAUAAAAUCAAUCAAGUAUGCAUGAUACUCGAAUAACAUAAAUAUUUCGAAAAUAUUCCAGAUGCACGAUCAUUAUCCCUGGGAAGCGAAUAACAUUGACAAGAAUGAGGUCCGUCUGGCUUACGAUGAGACGAUUGUCAUCACGGCUCAUGGUUAUGACAAGAAAUUCAUUGAAGACUUUGAGCAUCGCUUCUCCCAACUGACAGGAAUCAUAAGCAGUCAUUAUGCCACUUUGUCAUAUCUCUCCUUAUACGACGCUCUCUUCUUGUACGGAUUGGCUGUUCGAGAUGCUUAUGAUGAGACUAAGAAUGCUUCCAUUUUCUUGGAUGGAGGUCUGAUCUGGAAGAAGAUGACGGUAAGGCAGUUUAUCGGAGUGUCGGGCCAAGUACUCAUGAACAACAAGGGAGUUCGAGUACCCAGUUAUGCCACUUAUUAUGUGGUCAACGGAACGAUGAGGAUUGUGGUCGAGUUGACAGCUCGGUUGAUGGACAAGGCCAAGUGCGCGAUAGCUGAGAAUGAUUGCUCGGAACACGUCGCCCACGAAGUGAUGCCUCAUUAUUGGAGUUCUUAUGAUGGAGUGAUGCCCCCGGAGAUGCCGAAAUGUGGAUUCGAUGGAGGACUUUGUGAUUACACACCUUUCUUUGCGGGUGCUGGUGCUGUGAUUUUCUUGGCUGUGGCAAUUCCAUUGGGUUAUUUCAUCUACAUUAAAGAGUAAGUGGUGAUGAUUCGAUUUAUAAAGUUUAUAGGAAAGAACGGAUGUUAUACGACAUGACAUGGAGGAUUCCCAGAGAACAAGUCCGUCUUCUGGAACAUGGAACCAACUCGAGAAGUGAGAGUUCCAUCGGGAAAUCGGUGACCAGCGGCUCUGUCAGCGGGUCCAUAGGAUCUAAAGCGAACAGCAGGCUAAGUGCUAAACAGGCUGUUGCCAACGGAGUGAAAUGCGCUUUCAAACGAUAUCAGCAGACCAGAAACAUCACCUUCCCCAAAUCUGAUUUGUCUCGACUUAAGGAGGCAAGUUUACUGGAUCGUAAUAAGUUCAUAUAAGGAUGGUGACAUACAAAUCAAAUCGGGUUUCGUGGCCAGAAUCUGAGCAGAGAAAAAAGAAAAAAAUCUUCACGGGGAGAGAGCAGAAAUUUGCGCAAUAUUACGCAAUGGUACGCAAUUUGAGACAAGAAUUGCGCAUUUCUUGUCUAGAAGCCUAACAGACAAGAAAUGGCGGUUUCUGGCCACGAAACCCGAUUUGAUUUGUAUGUCACCAUCCUUAUAUGUAUAUUGUUUAGUUGAAAUUAAUCGAAAAUGAGAAUCUGAACAAAUUCUACGGUAUCUGCUUCAACCAACAGAAUGAGUUUGUGGUCUUAUGGGUGCUCUGCCAACGCGGGAGUUUGGAGGUAACAUCUUGCAAAGGGUUUGUAUUAUUUUAGGACGUCCUUUUCAAUGAGGAGCUCAAAAUCAGCCGAAAUUUCCAAGUUUCAUUUGCCAAGGAUGUUGUCAAGGUAACCGCCAUUUGAGCAAUACUGUAAUAACACCACCAUAAUCUGCAGGGACUUUACUUUAUCCACACUUCUCUUAUCAAAUACCACGGUUUCCUGUGUCUCCAAAACUGUCUUGUGGACUCUAAUUGGAAUGUAAAGCUUACAAACUUUGUGACUGAAGAAGUAGUGGCAGACAAAUUGAGACAUAACGAGCUCAGAUAUCAUACUGUAAAACCGCCCACCUCCAAAAAGAAGAAGGGCAAGAAGGAAAAGGAAGUGGUGGAGAAAGGCAGCGAUGAAAGCGAUAAUGAGGUCUCGGAUGAGAGCGAUAAUGUUCUUGAACAACAACAGAGAAGUAUGCUCGAGAAAAGCGACAAAAACGCUACCAAAAGUAAGACGAACACGUCUAUUUUUCGCAGAAAAACAAUUAGAAACAAGAAAAAUGAAUUGUAAAAUAAUUUAUGUCAUCUGCCCAUACUUAAUGUAAAUGUUUCAGAAUACAUCCAGCAAGCUCCUGAGAUCAUUCGUGAGCUCAUCACCACCAAAUAUCUUCCACAAGGAUCUCAAUCAGCUGAUAUGUACAGUUUGGGAAUGGUCUUAUACCAAGUUCUCUUCAAAGCUGAGCCUUUCCAUGAAAGAAACAUCUCCCCUAACAGUAAGUCGACAUAUCAGUCUGUCGGAAAAAUAACGGCGGAUCGUCGCGCCUCGGAAUCGCCCAUCAUCGCUUUGCGACUGCAAGCCGCGGCUGGGGAUUUGGUGCGCGACAGCGGCGAGACGAGUCAUUUUGCUGCGACGAUCCGCCGUUAUUUUUCCGACAGACUGAUAAAAAAUGAAACUUUCCUUUUGAUUCCAUUGGUGUAAUGUGUCGAUUGAUGUGUUUUAGAAUUGAUGGAAAUGAUCUCCAUGGCCAAUGAUGAUGAUCAAAUUGUCCGUCCAUCCUUCCCCAAUCAACAGAAUAUGAAUUCUGAAGAGGCUUAUAACCUACAACUUCUCUCAGCCAUUGAAGCCUGCUGGUUGGAGAUCCCAGAGAUGAGACCAAAUAUAAAAAGAAUGAAGAGUAUGGUGAACAGUAACCUCAAAUCAACUGCUUCCGGUACUCUGGUUGAUCAGAUGAUGAAAAUGAUGGAGGAUGUAAGUAAUGGGAGAACAGUUGUAUGAAUGUUUUACAGUACACAACUAACCUGGAGCAACUUGUAAAAGACAGAACGGCCAUGUUGGAGGAUGCACAACAACAAGCUGAUAGAUUAUUGAAAAAUAUGCUUCCUCCGUAAGAACUUUAUUUUCAGUCCUAAUUUCCUUUCAGUUCAAUUGCCGAGGAUCUCAAAGUGGGUAAACCAGUGAUCCCCCAACUCUACCAAAACGCCACUGUUUUGUUUUCGGAUAUUAGAGGAUUUACGAGGAUUUCAUCGACUUCCACACCUCUCCAGAUCGUCACGUUCCUCAAUGAUAUGUUCUCUGGAUUCGAUGCAAUCAUCGCAAAACAUGAUGCUUACAAAGUUGAGACUGUAAGUUAGACAAGGUUACGCAACUUAUGGCGCAAUGACUUGUUUUAGAUUGGAGAUGCUUAUAUGAUUGUGUCCGGAGUCCCCAAAGAGAAUGGAAAUGCCCACGUUUACCAUAUCUCUGAGAUUGCGCUGAAAAUGAGAACGGUAUGUAACUUUGUAUGUUUUUAUUUCUGUUAUAAAGCAGUUUUGUACACAGUUUACUGCAUUUUAUAGUUUGUAUCCAACUUCAAAUUGGCCCACAAGCCAGAGGAAGUGAUGAUGGUGAGAAUCGGAUUCCACAGUGGGUCUGUGGCUGCUGGAGUUGUUGGUUUGGCAGCUCCAAGGUACUGUUUAUUUGGAGAUACGGUGAAUAUGGCCAGCAGAAUGGAAUCGACUGGUUUGGCCAAUAAAAUUCAGGUAGGUUUCCGAUUAAUUUGAUUUUUAAUCAAACGGAUUUAGAUCAGUGAAGCCGCCUUCAAUCUCCUCCGUUGCUUCUAUCAGAACUAUCUUCUCGUGGAACGUGGCAAAGUUGAAGUCAAGGUGAGUUUCAGACGUCCUCGACCUUUUUUUAUCUUCUGUAAAGCUUCCAUUCGCUUUGCAGGGCAAAGGAGAAUGCACAACAUGGUUCCUGGAAGGAAAGAAGAAAUAA
This is a messenger RNA of Bursaphelenchus xylophilus (pine wood nematode), 4599 nucleotides long. The record is from the annotation of a GenBank genome assembly. Lineage: Eukaryota; Metazoa; Nematoda; Chromadorea; Rhabditida; Aphelenchoididae.